Molecule: messenger RNA, 1583 nt
Organism: Durusdinium trenchii
Lineage: Eukaryota; Dinophyceae; Suessiales; Symbiodiniaceae
Source: the annotation of a GenBank genome assembly
UGCAUGUUUUUGGAAAAUGCGGCUUCAGCAGUGGGUGGUCCAACUCGCUCUCCAAAACAGCAUGGUGCCACGGACGGUGUUAGUUACUGCAGCCUGUCCCUUUGUGACUGCGCCCAGAUGCGGAGACAUGGCGCCUGUGCAAAGAGUUGGUCAGACCGGGCGCUGCCUUUUGCCCAUGCUGCCAAGUGCACUUGAUGCCCUUGCGUCCAAUGAAACAUCGUUGGCGCCACUCGCAGCCCUAAGCAUCCAGCAUGGAAAAUGCUAUGUCUAUGUGUUUGUCUAUAUGUAAGUUAGACUUUCAACUGCACGCACCCAUGACACUAUGUGAAUCAUGAGGCGACAGACGAACCUGCAACCUGCAGGACACUGUGAUGCAGGGGAAGUCGCAAGAACUCUCAGAUCUUUGCUUACACUGUCCCCGUUCUUCUGGAAGGUUUCCCCGAUGGACGGCUUCUUUGCGAUGGCGUAUCUACUUGUGAAGAUCUUGGAGAUCCCUUCUUCCGCCUGCCAGUGGAAUUCAGGAACUCUUCGGACUACUUGGAUUGCCGGACGGGAGCGUGCAGAAGGUCAAUGAUUUCAGGAGCUGGAGCCAUUUGUUGCAGUUUGGGCUCAUGCCCUGACGCGACCUUAUCGUUGCGCGCCGGAGACUGCCAAAAUGACAUUUGCUGUGGACUCAACAGUUGCUGGAACGCGAAUUUCUCUUCCAAUGGUCCUAUUCGUAGUCUCAGCUGUGAAGGGGAUGCUUGUAGGAGAGCAACAGCAUCCUCUCUGAUGGGGGAUCUUUUUUGCAAUACGACAACAGGGCCUGUGUGUCAAGAUUUCGAAGGUGAGUUCCGGGACAUUGUCCCCGCGCAACAUUCUAUCACCUGCACAGGCAGGGAUGCUUGCAACAGGGCUUCCUUUACCUUUUCUGGAGCUGGAGCAAACGUUUCCAUCAAGUGCGACAGCGAAGAUUCUAGCCGUUUUGGUGGUGCUUGUGCUGACACUGUAGUGGAUGUAGUUGCGAGCAAUGUAUGUUUGGAAGUGAUUUGCAGCGACAAGUUGCCGGAUACGUGCGAGGGCAUGAAGAUCAACAUCCACGACCCAACCAGCAAGUGCUUCUACCAAGGUCCAGCUGUAUUUAAUCCAAUUCGACACUUUGCAGUACCAGCCCUUCCACCUGCUCAGUCACGCCGAAGGACAUUUGUUGCUUUGGGGCUGAUGGUGAUGGCUUGAGUGUCGAUUGCUCCACUUGCUGCACCACCGCUACCACAACAGUGGCGCCGAUCACCACUACACUAUGAAGAGCGGCGAGGGCAACGUAGUUUGGUGUAGUUUGUAGGACGGGCGUGUUGAACACGUUUGAAAAGGGCGCGGCUGUGAGUGAUUCGUUUGUCCCGUUCUGGCUGUCGGUUGAUGUUGCUUUAAAGUGUGACUUUGGGGGCAACCGCGGUGUUUCACUUCGAUCAACUCCAGUGGCCAAAUGCGCCAAGGGAUUCACUCGGGUGGCUUGAAGCUGACACCAUGGUGUACAAAUCAAUCCCACGGUGCGAUGGGCGUGGGACCCGAAUUUAGUGCCAUCAUUUUGGCGGAUCCACCUGCAC